Molecule: messenger RNA, 1272 nt
Organism: Aplosporella prunicola CBS 121167
Lineage: Eukaryota; Fungi; Ascomycota; Dothideomycetes; Botryosphaeriales; Aplosporellaceae
Exons: 1
Coding region: 499-1083 (194 amino acids)
Source: RefSeq, a predicted model, not a curated record
UUUCUUUUAUGCGUUCGUUCUCUCUACUUGGCUAUAUUUGUCCCAUACUUCUGAGUGCGAAGCUGAAAGAAUCGCCACCUUCUACUACUAAAGUCCUAUACAUCAACAUUUCCCUAAAACCUUCACUGCCUUAACUUAUGGCAAGCCUCGUUCGGAACGCAAAACAUUACUUGGAAAUCUCCAGUCAACUCCGUAAUCACCACGUCCUCGUCUACCACGGAUCCGUAUACAUGGGACUUGCCUGCUGUUUUAUCCGAAAUAAGAACGUGGCUUCACGCGGGGCUUACCACGGUUUGAAGCAUCUAACCCCACAAUGUGCCCAAAUACCUCUACAGCAUCCACCGGUCCUAGUCCCACAGACACCAAGGUAGCACUUCAACCCCGAGUAUAAAAGGCCACCCAUACAGCCGCCAUUCAAAACUUCCACGAGACUCCUCUCCUCUCAUUACCAACCACCAAGACACCACCCUACGUACAACACAGCCAACACCACUCAAAAUGGCACUCUGUUUCACCGCCAUCGUCUUUUACCUAGCCAUCACCGGAACGGGGGCCGCCAACAUCGUCACGAUCGCAGCGCGCGCCGCAGAACGCCCCACCAUGGGGUACGCGACGUAUCCGACAGGCGGACUGCAGGACACCACGAUGACAACGAAGACGCGCUUGCGCCCAAGCACGACGGCGCACAGCCUUUCCCCCUCCAUGCCGUUCUCGACCUCCGUGACGGACGCGGCGCGCGCGGCCACGAUCCUGACGCUGUACGAUCCGCCCACGCCCGUCACGCCCGUCACGCCCAGCCCCAUCAUCGUGUACACGACGGAGUUUGCGACCGCCACCGCCACGCCCGUUGUCGAGGUCGUGACUGUCACGUCCACGCCUUUGGUCACGGCCCAGCCUGAGCCCGUCACCGUCUACCAGGAGCGGAUCACCGAGACGGUCAGUGUCACCGCGACUGUUACUGCGACUCCCUCCUCCUCCUCCUCCUCCUCCUCCUCUGAGGCCCCCGCCUGUGCUGCGGCCCCCUCCUCCGCUCCUGCUCCGCUUUCGGGCAGCCCCGAUUUGAACAAGACGUUCACGGCCUAGGUCCGCUCAUGUGCAGCCUCACAGGGCCUACCGUUCUAGCUCUCACUCCGUCCCGGCUACCACGAUAGCUGCGCGGUUAGGUGUAUCUUCGAUUACUUGAUGGGCUGCGUCCUUCGAUUUCGGAGCUACUGCUCCUACUGCGCCUGCUGUUGUGUUUGUAAUCGUUACUGCGAUCUUGAUUACCCUGAU